AUGAGUAUGAAAAGAACAAUUUCUGAUAGACCUCAAGUUGGCGGGGAUGGGCCGCCCAAGAAGAAGGCGCGCAAAGGCAAAGGACCGGCGCGCGAAGCCAAUGAACGGGCCCAAUGGCCCGAAUACUUCGAAUCGCUCUUCAAGGUCUUCAAGGCGCUCAAUACCGUCCUCGCAUUCGUCUCCUCCAGAAAACACCUGGCGACUACAUUCCCUGUUGUCCGAAGCUCUGUCGAGGGACUACUCAAAAUGCCGCUGAAGCUUGAAGUGGUCGCUGAACUCAAGGCGCUUCUGCCCGACUUGAUCAAGUUCGCCUAUAUACCGAAGAACGAAUUGCUCGUCAGCGACGGGCAAAAUCAGCGAAGUAAAUCCCCUGAUUUUGGAAAGUACCUGAGUACAUCCAGCGAUGGCGCCGCAGUCCAUGAACACGUCCUGAUCCUGGAAUUUGCGGACAACUCCAAAGGGAAGAAGUCUGCCGCGCAAGGGCAGCUUAUCACUAUGCCACCCGCCAUGACUCCUGCGGCUGUGAAGAAACUGGUCGAGAAACGAAAUGAGAGAUUCGUACAAGCCGUGGACGACCUUCUCAAAGCAACUCAGCCUCCAGAAGACCCCGUGCAGCUAUUACAGGCAGCAGGGCGCGACCACAUACCCGUUCACCCCGGCGUCAGCCCCGAACAGGCGCCCGUCCGUGACCUACAUAUUCCCGACGCGGCGAGCCGGCCAUCUAUUGAUGAGCUCUUGACCGAGAUAGAGAAAGAGGAGUGGUACAAGAACCAAAUGGUGGCAAAUAAGGUGUUCGAGCCACGCAAAAGCAGGACAGCUCCGCUCGCGAAUCCAUUACCAGACGCCCUUGCGCAUGCACUGUCUGCUUCCAGGGGGAUCUCAGCCUUCUAUAUCCACCAAGCUGCCGCUAUCGACGCACUGGAUGCCGGUCGCAACGUCAUCGUCUCGACUAGUACAGCCUCAGGGAAGAGCGUUCCCACUCUGCGAUGUUUACUUGAAGAUUCCAGUUCGCGAGCAAUCUUUGUGUAUCCUACUAAGGCCCUCGCUCAGGAUCAGAAGGCGGCGUUACAGCAGCUCUUGGGUAGCUGCGCGGGUCUGGAACAUAUACAGGUCGAUACCUACGACGGCGAUACUCCUCAAGAGCGCCGCAGACAGAUUCGAGAGCGAGCGUCCAUCAUCUUCACGAACUUUGAUACUUUGCAUGCGUCCAUACUACCACACGAGGAACUAUGGCGACCUUUUCUCCAGGACCUCAAGAUCUUCGCCAUUGAUGAGCUCCAUUACUACACUGGGCUCUUCGGAAGUCAUGUCGCGUACAUCCUACGACGCUUCCGCAGAUUAUGUGCCGCCGUUGGCAACAACCAUGUCAAGUUCGUCUCCUGCAGCGCCACGAUCUCCAACCCCCGCCAGCACAUGGAACGCAUAACCGGCCUCCCCCCGUCCGACAUCGACAUCGUCACCGACGACGGCGCGCCGUGUGGCGAGAGGGAGUUCGUGGUCUGGAAUCCGCCCCCGGUGGACGAGGAUAUGCCGAUGGCGGGGAGGAAAAGUAGUAUUGGGGAGGCGACGCUGUUGAUGAGGUAUUUGAUGAAGCGUGGCGUGAGGGUUAUCUUGUUUUGCAAGAUACGCAAGGCUUGCGAGUUGGCUAUGAAGACUCUACGAGCGCAACUCAGCGAGGAAGGUCGAUACGAUAUCCUCGAUCGUGUGCGGUCAUACCGCGGAGGGUACUCGCAGGAGGAUCGGCGUGCAAUUGAGCGCGAUGCCUUCUCUGGUCAUCUACUCGGCAUCAUUGCCACAAAUGCCCUCGAACUCGGUGUCGAUAUAGGCGCGCUUGACGCCGUCAUCAUGCUCGGAUUCCCCUUCAGCGUAGCGAGCUUCAGGCAACAAGCCGGCCGCGCUGGUCGUCGCUCCAGAGACUCGCUCGCGAUUCUAGUUGGCUACGGUGAUCCACUCGACCAACAUUACAUGGAGCAUCCCGAAGAGUUAUUCGAUGGUCAAAUCGAAGACCUUGUCAUUGAUCUCGAGAGCAAGGUUGUUCUGGAAGCCCACCUACAAUGCGCGGCCCACGAAAUGCCGUUAUCCGCCCGAGACGACGUUUACUUUGGCCCGCAAAUGCUUGAGAUCUGCGACAGCCGACUCUCAAAGGACGAUGACGGAUGGUACCACACUCACCCAAAGUUCCUCCCUUAUCCCGCGCAAUUUAUCUCUAUCCGUGGGAUGCAAGAAGAGAAGUAUCUCGCUGUGGACGUGACCAAGCCGGACGCGCCGAGGACGCUCGAAGAGAUCGAGAUUUCGCGGGCACUCUUCGAAAUUUAUGAAGGAGCAGUGUUCAUCCAUCAGGGAAUGACGUUCAUGGUCAACGAAAUCAGCCACGACGACCGCAUCGCACGCCUUGUCAAAGCGGACGUGAACUGGGUAACAUCGCCUCGCGAUUACACAGACGUCGAUGCCAAACAAACAUAUCGCAUUCGCGAAGUACAGGGCUCAUACAGAGCAUACUAUGGCCGCGUGGAAGUCAUGACGAAGGUUUUCGGAUUCUUCAAGAUCAGGAAUAACUCUAUCCUGGACACUGUCGACGUUGACAGCGAGCCGUGGCUACGAGACUCGACCGGCUUCUGGGUUGACUUGUCCCAGCGAGUUCUCGAUGUGCUACGUGCCAAGAACAUCAUGGUCGCCGAGGCCAUACAUUCCGCUCAGCAUGCCUUCCUCAACCGCUUUGCGCUGGCUCAAGAGGUUCGCACCGAGUGCAAGGCCCCAGAGAAGGAGUACAUGUCGAGGGAAACGUCAAGGAAGAGGCCUGCGAGAUUGAUCUUCUACGACUUGCCUGGCAAGGGCGGAGGAGUGACGUCGAAAGCUUUCGACAAUGUCCAUGAUAUCUUCCAGAAGGCCGCCGACGCCAUCGCAUCUUGCAACUGCGAAGAAGGGUGUAUCAAAUGCAUCGCCAGCACCGCCUGCAAAGAGAAGAACGAAGUUCACUCCAAGAUUGGCGCCCUCGUUAUCAUUCGCGACAUCCUCGGGCAACUCACCGACAUCAAACACAUCCCUGACCAACAGCCCUCACGCGGUCACGUCGACUCCAUCGUUGUCGCGCAUCCCGUCAAAGCGGCUGAGGGGGUCACCGUUGAGCACACGCACACGCAUGAGCACACGCACGCGAUUGAGCACACGCAUGCCUUCGAAGACACCGACAUCGUCGAGCAGAAGCCCAACAUAGCAUCCAUAUCCUCGUAA
Schizophyllum commune H4-8 is the source of this 3231-nucleotide messenger RNA. Its product is annotated as P-loop containing nucleoside triphosphate hydrolase protein. The transcript has 31 exons. The record is from RefSeq and is a predicted model, not a curated record. The coding region runs from base 1 to 3231 and encodes 1076 amino acids. NCBI's taxonomy places the organism in Eukaryota, Fungi, Basidiomycota, Agaricomycetes, Agaricales, Schizophyllaceae. Gene Ontology annotation, molecular function: nucleic acid binding; ATP binding.